AUGCCGGUGAUGAGAGGGCUGCUGGCCCCACAAAACACCUUCCUUGACACCAUCGCUACCCGUUUCGAUGGCACCCACAGCAACUUUGUUCUGGGAAACGCCCAGGUUCAGUCACUCUACCCCAUUGUCUACUGCUCAGACGGUUUCUGUGAGCUCACUGGUUACGCCCGUGCUGAGCUCAUGCAGAAGAGCUGCGCGUGUCACUUCCUGUAUGGCCCUGAAACGAGCGACCAGUUGACAGCCAAGAUCCAAGGAGCCCUGGAUGAGAGGAAGGAGUUCAAGACCGAGUUGGUCUUCUACAAGAAGGAGGGUACACAGUUCUGGUGUCUUCUGGACAUUGUUCCCAUUAAAAAUGAGAAAGGUGAGGUGGUUCUGUUCCUCGUGUCCCACAAAGACAUCACUGACAAGAAGAGGGACCAGGAUCCGGAACAAGGACCUGACACAGAUGAGGAGACAGGUCUGGAGGUGCAUCAGGUUACUCGCCCUCCAGGCUUCAACGCCAACCGGCGGCGCAGCAGAGCUGUGCUGUAUCACCUGUCAGGACACCUGCAGAAACAAGACAAGAGCAAGCUCAAGCUCAACAAUAACAUGUUUGGAGAGAAGCCUCCAAUCCCAGAGUACAAGGUAGCUGCCAUCCAGAAAUCUCGCUUCAUCCUCCUCCACUAUGGGACGUUCAAGGCCGGCUGGGACUGGUUGAUUCUGCUGGCGACCUUCUAUGUGGCUGUCACCGUGCCCUAUAACGUGUGCUUCACCGUGGUGGGAGGGAGAGAUGAAGGGAGCACUGCACCCCGAAGCCCACCGAGCGUCAGUGACAUCCUCGUAGAGAUCCUGUUUAUUUUAGACAUAAUGCUGAACUUUCGAACUACUUUUGUGAGCACGUCGGGUCAGGUAGUGUACGACGCCCGCUCCAUCUGUGUUCACUACGUCACCACCUGGCUCUUUGUCGAUCUCAUAGCCGCCCUGCCCUUUGAUCUGCUGUAUGCUUUCAACGUCAGCGUGUACUUUGGGGUCCACCUGUUGAAGACGGUUCGGCUGCUUCGGUUACUGCGGCUGCUGCAGAAGCUGGAGCGCUACUCCCAGUACAGCGCAGUGGUUCUGACCCUGCUGAUGUCCAUGUUUGCCCUGCUGGCCCAUUGGAUGGCGUGUGUCUGGUACUUCAUAGGUCGCAAGGAGAUUGAAAGCCCUGAUUCCUGGGAGAUUGGUUGGCUCUAUGAGUUGGCCAAGCGCCUGGGUAACCCCUACUCCCUCUCCCCCUGGACGACACUGGUCCACACCACAGUCAGCAGCCUCCCAGCCAACAGCAGCCAGUGGAAUGUGUCGGGGUCAGAGUUUGCGAGUCAGGGCUCCUGGAACUCCAGCCAGUAUUACGGAAACGUGUCGGGAGGCGAUGCUGUGUCAGGGACAGGCACCGGGAGUGCUGGUGGGGGUUUCAAGGUGCUUGGUGAUGGCCCCUCAAUGCGUAGCAGCUACGUGACAUCACUCUACUUCGCUCUGAGCAGCCUGACUAGUGUGGGAUUUGGAAAUGUGUCUGCCAACACAGACUCAGAGAAGAUCUUCUCCAUCUGCACCAUGCUCAUAGGAGCACUGAUGCAUGCAGUGGUGUUUGGUAACGUGACAGCCAUCAUCCAGAGAAUGUACUCACGUCGCUCGCUCUACCACACUCGCACCAAGGACCUCAAAGACUUCAUCAGGGUUCAUCGGCUGCCCAAGGCCUUGGAGCAGCGCAUGCUGGAGUGUUUCCAGACUACGUGGUCGGUCAAUAAUGGAAUAGAUGUCAGUGAGCUACUGAAGGACUUCCCAGAUGAGCUGAGGGCAGACAUCGCCAUGCAUCUGAACAAGGAGCUGCUUCAGCUACCCCUGUUUGAGUCAGCUAGCAGGGGCUGCCUGCGCUCCCUCUCCCUCAUCAUCAAGACCUCCUUCUGUGCCCCGGGGGAGUUCCUCAUCCGGCAGGGUGACGCCCUGCAGGCCAUCUACUUUGUCUGCUCGGGGUCCAUGGAGGUCCUGAAAGACAACACUGUGCUGGCCAUACUGGGUAAAGGAGAUCUGAUUGGCUCGGACUCCCUGACGAAGGAGCAGGUGAUCAAGACCAACGCCAACGUCAAAGCCCUGACAUACUGUGACCUGCAGUAUAUCAGCCUCAAGGGCCUCCGCGAGGUCCUGCGACUCUACCCAGAGUACGCCCAGAAGUUCAUCAGUGAGAUACAGCAUGACCUCACGUACAACCUGCGAGAGGGCCACGGUGCCGAUGUGGACUGGGAAAGCAAUGGUGGUCUGGUGAAGAAGCUGCCGUCCAUCAAGGAGGAUGAGGAGGGUGAUGAAGAGCAGAACUCGGUGUCCCGUGCGCCCCGUUCCCCGUUGCGUCUCAGCAGGGGGCUCAACUCACCCUUGCGCUCCCCUCUUCUGCCACCCAGGCCGUUCCGCGCCCCCUCCGAGCACUCCCGUCCCACCACCCUGCAGAUACCGGUGGUCAGCUUCAGCAGCGCACCACCUGAACUAAGCCCUAGAUUUGUGGAUGGCAUCGAAACGGAGAGCAAUUCCAACUCAUCGCAGAAGUUUGAGUUCAGCCCCAGCCUGUCACCUGCGGCCCCGCCCUCACCAUACCCAGGGAUCCGGGAGCAGUCUGAGAUCAAGCAGAGUGUGUCUAAAUUGACUGAGGAGAUGAACAGCCUCUCUAAACAAGUCUCCACGCUCAGUCAAGAGCUGCAGGAAAUGACACGUCUGCUUAAGCCCCUCCUCCAAAGAACACCGCAGCCAAUCCUGAUGACCAUGAUGCCAAAUUUAACCCCUCCUCCUAGCAGUGCCGGCCAGCUGCCAACGAGCACCGGUGUAGUGAUCCCUCCGCCCGCCACACCUUGUUCCCUCCAGAGACCUGACACUCAUUCCCUGUUGGACAGUGGAGACAUAGAAGGUGUGGAUUUGCCAGGAUGCCUUCUCCCGACUCCUCAUUCACCAAAAAGGCCUAAUUCAUCUCCCUCAGCAUUGCCGCAGCCCCUGUCCAACCCUCCAGGGGGCAACAUCAAGAGCCCUGCCCACUCCGACCUAUCCUUGACCAAGGAAGGACUUCAUGAGGGGUCCCCAGCCUUGCGAAGCCUCCAUGCAUCCUCCAGUAAUGGCAUAUUUCUGUCCUCGCUGCAGGACCAGCCUCCCCUGGCCUCUCACACCCCUUCACCUUCUCUCUCCUUCUCCAUGUCCCUCUCCUCCUCUCCAUCUCUUUCCCCCUGCCAAGGGCCCCACCCGUCCCGACCUGUCAGCUGUGCCAGCCGAGGCCUGCUCCCUCCGCCUCCCUCCCAAGACACACCUCCUCCCCAGUCCUCUCACUGCUCAGCUCCCCCAUCCCUCACAUCCUCACCAGGCGACCAUCGGCUGAGGCCUUCCCCAUCGGUCCCUCUCGUAUCCCCCGCCUUCUCUCUCCGUCCCUCCAGCUUCUCCCUGCCCUUGUCUCUGGACAGUGCGAUGAGAAGGCAGGGAGACACCCAGACUCUCACUAGGUGCAACUCACAACCGCGCUGCAGGCAGGCCAGACCUGUCGCUCAUCCCCAGGAGCUGGAGAUGCAGGAGUGGAGAGGCGAGGCAGAGGAGGGGAGGUACUCCGCCGAGCACAUCAGCUUCAUUGAUGAAGAUGAGCCGGCGGUAUGA
Messenger RNA from Scomber japonicus (chub mackerel), 3636 nucleotides. It is a transcript of the gene kcnh3, whose product is annotated as potassium voltage-gated channel, subfamily H (eag-related), member 3. The transcript has 15 exons. Gene Ontology annotation, biological process: regulation of membrane potential; potassium ion transmembrane transport. Gene Ontology annotation, molecular function: voltage-gated potassium channel activity. The record is from RefSeq and is a predicted model, not a curated record. The coding region runs from base 1 to 3636 and encodes 1211 amino acids. Lineage: Eukaryota; Metazoa; Chordata; Actinopteri; Scombriformes; Scombridae. Gene Ontology annotation, cellular component: membrane.